GCAGCAUUCAAACAAGAAACCUAGACAACAGCUUGCAACUCGCUGGGGACAACAUAGGCUAUCCUCCGAUUGCGUCUUUGUGAAUUCCCGCAUCGUCGAUCAGCUUCUUCUUUCUGAUAGCCUGACCUCAAUCUGCACCCGUUCCCCAAAACUCCACUGAACACGUCACAAUGGCUGCGCCAGCAGACCAGCGGAUAGCAGUCCCUAUCGACGACCCAAAUGCUGAUACUGAAUGGAACGAUAUUCUACGAAAGCAUGGCGUCAUCCCAGAGAAGCCUCCCAGCCCGACCCCCAUGAUCGAGGAGGCUAUUCUGGAAGGUCGCCGGCUAGCACACGAGAACAGGCUCGAGGGGAAAGACCUCGACGAGCUCGAUGAGUUGGAGGACGAGGAAGAUGAGGCAUUUCUGGAACAAUACCGGCAGCGCCGGCUACAAGAGCUGAGCUCGCUGCAGAAGAAGUCGAAACACGGGAGCGUAUAUCCCAUUUCGAAACCCGAAUAUUCACGCCACGUUACAGAGGCCUCUCAGAGCGAACCGGUACUCGUCAACCUCACUUCGUCGACGGGCUCAAACGUUGAAUCGAGAACAUUGUCACAACUGUGGGCCCAGGCAGCCACGGAGUAUGGGGACGUCAAGUUCUGCGAGAUGCGUGCGUCUCAGGCAAUCGAAGGCUACCCGGAAAAGAAUUGUCCAACCAUAUUAGUGUACAACAAAGGCGAUAUCGUGAAACAGGUGGUAACGCUCAUGACCGUUGGCGGCGUUAAGAUGACCAUGCUCGACCUGGAUAAAAUCCUCGUCGAGGUAGGAGCGGUUGGGCCAAACGAUCUGAGGGUCAUCAAGCGGCGAAGGCAAGCAGAGGAUGCUGAAGAGGAAAAGCACAUGGCAAAGGGAAUCAAGAGCAGCAUAGAUCGGUUGGAGGACGACGACGACGGGUGGGACUAAUCAGCCCCAGACCAAUUUUGCUGGAGCUUCCGCGCAACUCGGCAAGCAGCGUCAUAGGGGCAUUCUGGCGUAGAUCAUAUACAUGGCAGAAUCCGGGCACACCGGGAUGCCGGUUCAAGGGAUUGCUCCUGCUGUGAGGGUGGAAGGCCCGCUACCCGCAACCCUGGUCGCAUUCGAUGACAAGAAACAAGUGUCGAGCAUCGAUGCCAUGUCUGAUUGGGGUGAUAGUUCCGACUCUGGUCAACCUGGCACUUCCCAGCUUGGAUAUGUAGGUGGCCCGACAUAUUCAGGUCUACUAUUAUUGUACUGUACCUCCAUGCAGAUUACAUACAGAAGAUUCAUGUAUACAGUACCUGGGUGACGUCAGCAACUUGAAUUCUAGCUAGGGUAAAUGCGGGUUAGCGGGGGCUGGAGAGGUACUGUUUACUUACACAGACGCGCUUCGCGAUGUCGCGUGUGGCCCAGUUUCCUACC
Molecule: messenger RNA, 1415 nt
Organism: Phialemonium atrogriseum
Lineage: Eukaryota; Fungi; Ascomycota; Sordariomycetes; Cephalothecales; Cephalothecaceae
Product: thioredoxin-like protein
Exons: 2
Coding region: 171-941 (256 amino acids)
Biological process (GO): protein folding
Cellular component (GO): cytoplasm
Source: RefSeq, a predicted model, not a curated record